AUGAAUGGGACGGAAGGUAUCAAUUUUUACGUGCCUAUGUCCAACAAGACAGGGGUGGUGCGAAGCCCCUUCGAGUACCCCCAAUAUUACCUAGCCGAGCCCUGGAAAUACCGCGUUGUGUGCUGCUACAUCUUCUUCCUCAUCUCCACCGGUUUGCCCAUCAACCUCCUCACCCUCCUGGUCACCUUCAAACACAAGAAGCUCCGGCAGCCGCUCAACUACAUCUUGGUCAACCUGGCGGUGGCUGACCUCGUCAUGGCCUGUUUUGGUUUCACGGUCACCUUCUACACCGCCUGGAACGGCUACUUCGUCUUCGGACCCGUGGGCUGUGCCGUGGAGGGCUUCUUCGCCACGCUGGGAGGCCAAGUCGCCCUGUGGUCCCUGGUCGUCUUGGCCAUAGAGCGCUACAUCGUCGUCUGCAAACCCAUGGGAAACUUCCGCUUCUCUGCAACCCAUGCCAUGAUGGGCAUCGCUUUUACCUGGAUAAUGGCCUUUUCCUGUGCCGCUCCACCCCUCUUCGGCUGGUCCAGGUGA
This is a messenger RNA of Balearica regulorum gibbericeps (East African grey crowned-crane), 534 nucleotides long. NCBI's taxonomy places the organism in Eukaryota, Metazoa, Chordata, Aves, Gruiformes, Gruidae. The record is from RefSeq and is a predicted model, not a curated record.